AUGAACACGUUCAGAGUUCAGCCCGACACAACAUUCAUUCCUACUAGGAAAACCAAAGGGGCUGCUGGAAACGAUAUCAAGUGUGCGGAGACCACUUGUAUCAAAGCAGGACAGCUAAAACGGGUACCUACUAAAUGCAGGAUGGGAAUUCCCGAAGGACACGUAGGACUUCUUGGUGGACGAUCUGGCCAUACAUCCAAAGGUAUCGAAGUGAAGCUGGGCUUUAUCGAUGAAGAUUACAGAGGAUACGUAGACGUCAUGGUCAAGAACGACACCGAAGAAGACUUCGUCAUUAACGAGGGAGACAGAUUCGCUCAACUUAUAAUUUGA
This is a messenger RNA of Phytophthora sojae, 330 nucleotides long. RefSeq lists its product as hypothetical. Gene Ontology annotation, biological process: dUMP biosynthetic process; dUTP catabolic process. Gene Ontology annotation, molecular function: magnesium ion binding; dUTP diphosphatase activity. The transcript has a single exon. Lineage: Eukaryota; Oomycota; Peronosporomycetes; Peronosporales; Peronosporaceae. The coding region runs from base 1 to 330 and encodes 109 amino acids. The record is from RefSeq and is a predicted model, not a curated record.